GGCUUCCGCCGGAAGCGGCUGCCGUCAGGCGUCGUCGGGGGUGCGAGCUUGGCGGGGGUGGGUCGGCGGCUCCGGGGGCCCGAGGGCGAAGCUCGGGCGUAAGCCGGGCCGGCGACAUGGACGUUCUGAAGUCGGAGAUCCUCCGGAAGCGGCAGCUGGUGGAGGACAGGAACCUGUUGGUGGAAAAUAAAAAGUAUUUCAAGCGUAGUGAACUUGCGAAAAAAGAAGAGGAAGCCUAUUUUGAAAGAUGUGGCUACAAGCCUAUAAAUGAGAAGCCAUCUGGAGAGAUACAGCCAAAAGAAGAGGACCAGAAACCAUUAACUUCUUCGAAUCCAGUGCUAGAACUUGAACUGGCAGAGGAAAAGUUACCCAUGACUCUUUCCAGGCAAGAGGUUAUCAGAAGAUUGAGAGAAAGAGGAGAACCCAUCAGACUAUUUGGAGAAACUGAUUAUGAUGCUUUUCAACGUUUAAGAAAAAUCGAGAUCCUCACACCAGAAGUUAACAAGGGGUUGAGGAAUGAUCUGAAAGCAGCUCUGGAUAAGAUUGACCAGCAGUACCUCAAUGAGCUUGUGGGGGGUCAGGAACCCGGAGAGGAAGACACACAGAAUGAUUUGAAAGUUCAUGAAGAAAACACCACAAUCGAAGAGUUAGAGGCAUUGGGUGAGUCUUUAGGAAAAGGCGAUGAUCAUAAAGACAUGGACAUCAUUACGAAGUUCCUUAAGUUCCUCCUGGGUGUUUGGGCUAAAGAGUUGAAUGCCAGAGAAGAUUAUGUGAAGCGCAGUGUACAGGGCAAACUGAACAGUGCUACUCAAAAACAGACUGAAUCCUAUCUCAGACCUCUUUUCAGAAAGCUACGGAAAAGGAAUCUUCCUGCUGAUAUUAAAGAAUCCAUAACAGAUAUUAUUAAAUUCAUGUUGCAGAGAGAAUAUGUGAAGGCUAAUGAUGCUUAUCUUCAGAUGGCCAUUGGAAAUGCCCCUUGGCCCAUAGGUGUCACCAUGGUUGGUAUCCAUGCCAGAACUGGUAGAGAAAAGAUUUUUUCUAAGCAUGUUGCACAUGUUUUAAAUGAUGAAACACAGCGGAAAUAUAUUCAGGGAUUGAAGAGGUUAAUGACCAUUUGCCAGAAGCACUUUCCUACAGAUCCAUCAAAAUGUGUGGAGUACAAUGCACUGUGAUAUCUGUGUGGUGUCUAAGUAACAAGAAACUGCAGUGAACGUGGUACCGACUUCAGGAAUCACCAGCAAGAGCGAGGGAAGAACAGUGCAGCCUCCUGUGGUUCCGUUCUCCCCAUGCUACUCUCUCGGUUAUAAGAAAUGGUGUUGGCUCUCCUGUCACCUCUGGCUGCAAACUGAUUUUUGUGUCAUUUACUAUAAAUAGGCAAGAAAUUAAAUUCUGAAGACUUCUCCUCGAAUUUAAAUGUGUAGACAACUGUCACAGAAGGGGGUCUAACGUGACCUCUUCCCUCUAGACCUGAGAGUUGGCAGUUAGAUGAUUAAAAAGGAACAUUUAAGGAUGGACUUAAUUUUUUCUGUAAAAUAUGAUAAUUUUCACAUUGUCUUUUAUGUAGCAUUUAUAAAAAGUAUUUUUAUAUAUUUCAACAAAAAUAUGGAACCAUUUAAUGAAACUUUAUAGUCCUUAAACGUUGCUGAACUUUUGCCAUCUUGCAAUAGAAUUGGAAUGUAAAUGUUAUUACUGUUAACUCAAGUGUUGUUUUUCUUGCAUUUCAAGGCUUGCUUUUACCUUCUAAGGAGUGUAAAUAUUAGUAUCUGUCACCUCUCGGGACAGAAAGAAUUAACAGGAAAUUGAAGUUCAAAAAAGAUGGUAUGUUAUAUCAAUAGAAGUUUAAGUUAAGGAACCCCAAUGCAUCGAGGUUCAAGGUGAGAUAGUGGAUUGUCAAGCUAGCCAAGGACAGGGACGUUGUGAUGCCACUGGUUCUUCCCCGACCAGGACUGCCUGCGAGUCUCCCCGUUGGCCUGGCCUGUGCUGACUGCUCCUCCAGAUUCCACGCCGCUGGGCAGAGGAGCAAGGUGCCAGGACUCUGGUCACUGCCCAAGACAGUAGGUCAUGGGUCUGAGUUGGCACAGACAAGGACUUCUGAAUUGCACACAGUGUCCUACCCAGAUACUGGUGAUGAAUUGCUGCGCUCUGCAAGCUGAGAGGACUCAGUUAAUAGAGGAAGGUGGGUGAAUGGAGUGGACCUGCCCAGGUGAAGUGGGGUGUCGGACAGCAGUAAGGGGGGACUCCUGAGUCAGCACUGCCGAGCUGGAGAUUCCCACUCUCCCCCCAUGAGUGCAUGACCCUGGGUGUCACCUACCCCAUCUCCGCCUCAUUUGCCCCAUCUCCAAGUGGUCUUGAGGAAUCGGACUGUACCUCAGCGUGCUGUUGUGGUGUUCAAGUCAAAUAAAAUGCUUACCACACCGCCUGGCA
Messenger RNA from Canis lupus familiaris (dog), 2424 nucleotides. It is a transcript of the gene PRPF18, whose product is annotated as pre-mRNA processing factor 18. Gene Ontology annotation, biological process: generation of catalytic spliceosome for second transesterification step; RNA splicing. The coding region runs from base 117 to 1172 and encodes 351 amino acids. The record is from RefSeq and is a predicted model, not a curated record. Gene Ontology annotation, cellular component: U2-type post-spliceosomal complex; U5 snRNP; U4/U6 x U5 tri-snRNP complex. The transcript has 11 exons. Lineage: Eukaryota; Metazoa; Chordata; Mammalia; Carnivora; Canidae.